AUGGGGGGAGGCUCUAACGGAGCAACGCUUGGCGAGGCGGCCGCUGCUGCUGCGACAGGCGAGACGGUUGGCGAUGCGCCUGCACUGUCACCUUUACGCACGCCUGCGCUGCAGGUCAUUGUCUUGGGCGCUGGUGGAGGACCUUUAGAGAAUAAUGUAACCGCCUUUCUUGUGCGUUCAGUUGCGACGGGUUGGGCUAAGGGCUCGCUUGUUGCUGUUGACGCCGGUGUUCAUCUCAGCGCCAUCAAAACGAUUUUGGAGCAGACGCAGCCGGCAAGUCUGGGGCAGCCUGAUGGCCCGCCACUCCCUCAUACGCUUACCACAGGCCCGUUCGCUGGGCUCGAGGUUCACAAUACCACAGCAGAAGCAAACGCUGCGCAAAUCCACAAAAGUUUGAUAGAAACAUAUCUGAUCACCCACCCUCAUCUCGACCACAUCGCCGGGUUUGUCAUAAACACGGCCGGCUUGCCGGGCUCCCGGCCCAAACGGGUGGCGGGCUUGCCAAGCACCAUCACUGCGCUGAAGACGCACGUCUUCAACAAUGUAAUAUGGCCAAACCUUAGCGACGAAAACAACGGCGCCGGGUUAGUGACGUACAUGCGCCUAGUUGAGGGUGGCUCCCCCGCCCUUGGCGAGGGGGAAGGAAGAGGCUACCUUGAGGUUUGCGGCGGCCUCGCCGUCAAAGUAUGGAGCGUCAGUCACGGACACUGCAUCGAAAGGCACAGCCAUCGCGGCAGUAGCAGCACCCGCCACGGCAGCUUCGACGCAUCUUCAACAGGGCUUGGGCCUGUGCAGAGCAUGCCAUCUCCUUCUCGCAACCUCCCGCCGCACACAUCCCUACCCACCAACAUUGGCGCUAUCCUGCAGCAACACGAACGCCUACAAGCUUCCCCCGGUGGAAGGCGCGGCAGUUCGUUUUCGGUAGGGCCACCGGUCGACGAGUCGGUCUGUGUAUACGACAGCUCAGUCUACUUCGUUCGAGACAUACCCACGGGUCGUGAGAUCCUCAUGUUUGGCGACGUCGAGCCGGACAGCAUCAGUUUGUCACCACGCAACAGGCAGGUCUGGCAGGAGGCGGCGCCAAAAGUCGCCGCCGGCAACCUCGCCGCCAUCUUCAUCGAGUGUAGCUACGACGACUCGCGGAGCGUGGAACGUCUGUUCGGACAUCUCACACCGCGCUUCAUCUACGAGGAGAUGACCGCCCUCGCGGAAGAGGUCGUGGCUGCGCGGCAAGCCAAAAACAGGACCGCCAGCACCAGCGGCGGCGACAAAAAACGCAAGCGCGUCGUCAGCGACGCCGCGUCCCAGGCUAAGCGCAAAAGCACCUCGCAGCCAGGAACCCCUCGCCACAUCGACACCCCCCUCUCCCCGCGGAGCCUCGAUCCCCGCCGCGGCAUCCACUCCACCGCCAGCUCCGUAUCAGGCACCUCAAGCCUCGAUCACAGCCAGGACCUCCUCCUGCCCAAAACCCCCGUCCCGCUCCCCGCCCACCCCCUCCGCAGCACCACCACCGCCGAG
Messenger RNA from Chaetomium fimeti, 1518 nucleotides. Its product is annotated as cAMP phosphodiesterases class-II-domain-containing protein. Gene Ontology annotation, molecular function: 3',5'-cyclic-AMP phosphodiesterase activity; 3',5'-cyclic-GMP phosphodiesterase activity. NCBI's taxonomy places the organism in Eukaryota, Fungi, Ascomycota, Sordariomycetes, Sordariales, Chaetomiaceae. Gene Ontology annotation, biological process: negative regulation of glucose mediated signaling pathway; cAMP catabolic process. The annotation marks the transcript as partial. The record is from RefSeq and is a predicted model, not a curated record. The transcript has 2 exons.